Messenger RNA from Lottia gigantea (owl limpet), 448 nucleotides. RefSeq lists its product as hypothetical. The record is from RefSeq and is a predicted model, not a curated record. NCBI's taxonomy places the organism in Eukaryota, Metazoa, Mollusca, Gastropoda, Lottiidae. Gene Ontology annotation, cellular component: nucleosome; nucleus. Gene Ontology annotation, molecular function: structural constituent of chromatin; double-stranded DNA binding; nucleosomal DNA binding. The transcript has a single exon. The annotation marks the transcript as partial. Gene Ontology annotation, biological process: negative regulation of DNA recombination; nucleosome assembly; chromosome condensation.
AUGACUGACGCAGCCGUAGCUCCCGUUCACAAAUCACCCAAGAAGAAGACCUCAGCAAAGCCUAAGGUGCCAGCUGCUCACCCGAAAUAUGUAGAUAUGAUCAAGGCUGCAGUCGCUUCCUUGAAGGAAAGGGGCGGCUCCUCCAGACAAGCCAUUUUGAAGUACGUCAUGGCAAACUACAAAGUCGGCACAGACCUGAAAGCAGUUAACUCCAGAAUAAAGAACGCUUUGAAAAACGGCGUCAAAGCUGGUACCCUGAAGCAGUCGAAAGGCACUGGGGCUGCCGGUUCCUUCAAACUCGGUGAAAGCAAAAGCGAGAAACCCAGCAAGGUGAAAAAAGUCGCCGCCAAGAAGCCUGCUGCCAAGAAAGCCUCUACACCAAAGAAGCCAAAAGCCAAGAAAACUACCACCAAGAAGACAGCUACACCCAAAAAGACCAAAGUCGCCG